UUUCUCUUCCUGGUUGAGAAUAGAUUCGAGGAGUGAGAAAAGUUUGUGGCAAAGAAAAACUGUGGUUACCAGAGUCCUGCACACUUGUGGACAGCGGUGACCAUGAGAGUCUUCAACAGAGAGAGGAAGAAACAUCUGCACUCCUUGGGGUGUCAGGACCAUGAAUAUUUCAUCACUGUGCUGCAGCUCAUCUCCAUUGUGCUCUUGGCUGCUCUCCUCACGGCUAUCCUUGUCAAAGGCUCUGAGGUUCCUAGUUCCCAAGAGCAUGAUCAGCAAAAGCAACGCAUGCACCAGAAACUGGACCAGCUGAAGACUGGACUAGACCACCUGUGCCGCCCCUGCCCCUGGGACUGGACGUUCUUUCAAGGAAACUGUUACUUUUUCUCUACUUUCCAAAAGAAAUGGAAGGAAUCUGUCAUUGCCUGCAAGGACAUGGGGGCCCAACUAGUGGUCAUAAAAAGUUAUGAGGAGCAGAGCUUCCUCCAGAGGACUUCUAAGAUGAAAGGCAAUACCUGGAUAGGGCUGUCAGACUCACAAGAGGAAGACCAAUGGCUGUGGGUAGAUGGCUCACCACUGCAGUGGAGGAACUAUUGGUCUGCAGGGGAGCCCAACAAUUUGUACGAUGAAGACUGUGUGGAAUUUUCAAGUUAUGGAUGGAAUGAUAUCUCAUGUUCCUUUGAGAAGUUCUGGAUCUGUAAGAAGUCUGCAUCUCCUUGCCCUAGGUGAAACCUGAUCAUCUCCAUAGCCCUUGUAUGUCCAACCUAUUUAUCUUUUAAUUGAACUUUAAGUACACUCAUUUCAGUUUCUUCUGCCUUUCUGUGAGCAUUGGGAUCUCAAUAAUAGAUUGAAGUACUUUUCUACACACCUUGUCUGUGAAGGCUUGGUCCACUGUUGUUCCCCACCCUGCAUCUACAGAUUCUUUAAAAGAGAUUGUGAUUCCCCCACACACACCUAUUUUCAGCUUUCUUCCAGAAUUAAGUCUGGAUUGUUCACCACUUGUGUAGGUUUGGCUGAGAAUGUCUUUCAUAGACUUGCAUAGUUGUAUAAUUGAUACUAGUAGGUGAGGGCUGUUUGAGGAAGCUAUGAAACCUUUAGCACAAGUAAUUCUCAAUCCGAGGGUUGCAAACCCUUUGGUGCUGAUAUGCCAGAUAUUGUGCAUAUCAGAUAUUUACAUCACUAUUCUUAACAGCAGCAAAAAUACAGUUAUGAAGUAGCCAUGAAAUAAUUUUAUGGUUGGGAUGAUCACAACAUUGAGUUGUAUUAAUGGGUCACAGCACUAGGAAGGUUACAAACCAUCUCCUUACUAGGCAGAUCCUUGAAAGAGAAAACAGAUGACUGGGUGUGGGGUUUCAAGUUUUAUACUCUUGCCUCACUUGCACUUCUCAUUCUGACACCUGACCUCCUGUGUGUAGAUGAAAAUAUGACCAGCCAACUUUCUGCUUCUGCUGCCAUGCUUGUCCUAUCUCUGUUAUGUGGUGGGAGCACCACAAUGAACUCUUAUCUCUUUAAAGCCAUAAGCCAAAAUAAAUCCUUUCUACC
This is a messenger RNA of Rattus norvegicus (Norway rat), 1539 nucleotides long. It is a transcript of the gene Cd209l1, whose product is annotated as CD209 molecule like 1. The record is from RefSeq and is a predicted model, not a curated record. Lineage: Eukaryota; Metazoa; Chordata; Mammalia; Rodentia; Muridae.